GGCAUUUGUAAUUUGAUAUCAAUAUGCUUCUUUAUAAGGCAAGGUCUCCCUUAAAAGCAUUAUGAGCUGGCCAGUUCAACAGAAGUACUACAGGACAGAAGUUUAAAGCGAUUUCUUCCAGUUGUGUUGAACCUUUCUACUCGGGUACUGUACCAUGGCAGACACUCCAGAUUUUCAACUUUACCAACACAAAGGCUUCUACUUCAUAUCGGGGAUUCAUUCAGCGGAAGAUUUGGAUAAACUUAAGGAUUGCGAAAUCAGGGAUACUGACAUUUUUACAAUCACAUACCCCAAAUCAGGAACGAUCUGGAUGCAGCAGAUCUUGUGCUUGAUUGAUGCCAAAGGGGACCUCAGUGUAACAGACAAGCGGCUGAACGCGGAUCGGGUUCCUUGGGUUGAGUUGACAGAGAACGCAAAGAAAUUUGAUUCUGCUCCGUCUCCCCGUAUGCAAGUGUCCCAUCUGCCUUACUACUUGGCACCACAGGGUCUCAGACAAAAAAAGGGGAAGGUCAUUUACGUAGCUAGAAACCCCAAAGAUGUGCUGGUUUCUUAUUACCAUUUCCAUAAACUUGCUGUAAUAAUGGAGACACCAAAGGACUUUAAUGAGUUUUUCAAUAAAUUCAUGGAAGGCAGAGUUUGUGGCAGUUGCUGGUUUGAUCAUAUUACUGGAUGGUAUACACACAAAGAUGAGAUGAACUUUUUAUACCUAACUUAUGAAGAGAUGAUCCAGGAUCUGAAAGCAGCUGUUUUGAAAAUAUGUUCAUUUCUGGGAAAGCAGCUGGAUGAGCAGCAGAUUGCCAAUGUGGUGAAGCAUUGCACCUUUGAACAGAUGAAAAACAAUCUAAAUGCAAACUAUGAGACAAUCUCUGAGAGUCUGCUGAAUCACAAAAUAGGAAAGUUCAUGAGAAAAGGAACUGUGGGAGACUGGAAGAAUCAUCUGACCGUGACUCAGAAUGAGAUGUUUGAUCAAGUUUUCCAGGAACGAAUGAGAAAACUCCCUCUAAAGUUUGUGUGGGACAUCAGUGAAUUCAAGAUUUGCUCUUGAGAUAGCCAUCUACUGAUGGUCACCCCUGAGACCGAAUACUUUUAUUUGUUCUGAAUUAUAAGUAGAGUAUAUAUUAACCCAUAUAGGUGUGUGCAAACUGUAAGAGGAAUCAUACUAUAUCUUUUUGUUUCCAUAUGGCAUAUUUAAACACUUUUUAAUGUUCUGAUUUUUCAAUAAACUAAGAUAAUAUAUUAUAAUAGAAAACUAUAAAUUAAGAUAGUAUAUUAUAUGUUAAACUCAAAUAGGAGUGUACAAACUAUAAAAGGAACACUUUUCUUCAUAUGGAAUAUUUUAAACACUUGUAAUAUUAUGUAUUUUUCAAUAAACCUUUAUCUGGA
This is a messenger RNA of Polyodon spathula (Mississippi paddlefish), 1383 nucleotides long. RefSeq names its product amine sulfotransferase-like. Gene Ontology annotation, cellular component: cytoplasm. Lineage: Eukaryota; Metazoa; Chordata; Actinopteri; Acipenseriformes; Polyodontidae. The record is from RefSeq and is a predicted model, not a curated record. Gene Ontology annotation, biological process: sulfation. Bases 155 to 1045 code for a protein of 296 amino acids. Gene Ontology annotation, molecular function: sulfotransferase activity. The transcript has 7 exons.